Molecule: messenger RNA, 2356 nt
Organism: Daldinia caldariorum
Lineage: Eukaryota; Fungi; Ascomycota; Sordariomycetes; Xylariales; Hypoxylaceae
Product: MFS general substrate transporter
Exons: 2
Coding region: 429-2204 (591 amino acids)
Biological process (GO): transmembrane transport
Molecular function (GO): transmembrane transporter activity
Source: RefSeq, a predicted model, not a curated record
GAGAUACCGUCGAUUCGGAGUUGGACGAGCCUGAUGUCUAAAUUCGGAUUGCUAGAUUCGGUCUGGAUAAUUAGAGAACGUGAUUGCGAACUAUUACCUGAGUUGAAAAAAAAUGGAGAUGACGAGAUUAUGGGCAUUAUUUACCCCAUGUGAAGCUCAGACGGAGAGAACUUCCGUAGGCGAUACAUAUAAGAAGAAUGGUAGUGUGCUGUGUUGUGCUGUCUAGAACAUUUAUGCGCAUCUUAGAGAUGAGAGUUGGAUAGCACAACACAAGUCCGAUUCUUGGUGUUUCCUUUCACAGCUCUAGGAUAAGAGUAUAUAUAACAGAAGAACGUGUUUUUAUAGCCGAAAGUAGCGAUGUUAAACAAACCAGACAAACAUAGUGGCAUCAGACGUUGAAUGGUUCCGUAUCAUUGAAGCUUAUCAAGAUGGGCCGAGAAAUGCAAGCAGCCGAGGCCUUAUUUUCCACGGGAAACGACCUCCUCGACUCCGAGAUCCGAAUCGCCGCACACGCGGCCCGCGAGAACCUCAGGGGCCAGCAACCGAACGUAGAAGAAGAAGAAGAACCCGCACCGCAACCGCCAACAUCGACCCAAGUCCGAUGGCGAGACCUGCCGAAUAAAGACCAGCUCUUCAUCCUGUCGCUCUGCCGUCUAUCCGAGCCUCUCUCCAACGUCUGCUUGCUACCCUACAUCUUCUUCCUCGUGCGCUCCGUCCUCCCGCCCGCAACAACCCCACCUCCUCCUUCCAGCGACGACAGCGCCGCCGGUUCCCAGCCCCCGGAACCCGCCGAAGCAGCCCGAAUAUCCCAGUUCUCGGGCCUCCUCGUAGCCGCCUUCCCCCUGGCGCAGUUCCUCGUCAGCCUGGCGUGGGGCCGGCUAUCGGACCGCCGCGGCCGCCGGCUGCCGAUCGUGUGCGGGCUCGCGGCGUCGGCGGUGGCCAACGCCGGGUUCGCGGUGUCGCGGUCGCUCGGCGCGCUGCUGUGCUGGCGCGCGCUCGCGGGCCUGGCCAACGGCAACGUGGGGGUGAUGCGCGCGGCGACGGCCGAGGCCGUGCGCGAGCGCAAGUACCAGACCCGCGCGUUCCUGCUGCUGCCGCUCGUGUUCAACGCCGGGACCGUCGCGAGCCUGGCGCUGGGCGGGGCGCUGGCGGAGCCGGUGGUUAAUUUGCCGUGGCUGUUCGGGCCGCAGGGGGUUUUGAAUGCGGGGCGGGAUCCCGAGGGCGUGCGCUGGGCGCGGGAGUACCCGUACGCGCUGCCGGCGCUGUUGAACGCCGCGGUGCUGGCGGCGGCGCUGGGGCUGGCUGUCGGCGGGUUGAAGGAGACGCUUCCUGGUAAGGAGGAGUACAGCGACGUCGGGCUUAGGGUCGGGGCGAGCUUUAUGCGCUGGGCGAGGCGGCUGAGGGGGAAAGGGGGGGGAGGGCGGGAAUAUGUGAGGGUAGAGAGUGGUGAGGAGGAGGAAGAAGGAGAUACUUUCCUAGGGCAGGCUCGGCAGGAACUCGAGAAACCCAUGUCGACGACCACGUCGAUUGGUCGUGAGGAUAUCCCCUUCCGAAAUAUCUGGACGCGCAGGGUGGCAUGCGCGCUGGUAUCCUUCGGACUGCUCCCACUGCACAACUCGGCCUUCAUGCACAUUUUCCCCGUCUUCCUAAGCAGCCCUCCAUCCGACAACAGCGAAGCCACGCUCUUCGCCUUUGCGGGCGGUCUGGGAUUGCGCUCGUCCACCAUCGGCCUAUGGCUGUCGGUCUUCGGCGUCGGCGGCAUCCUCCUGCAGCUCUUUAUCUACCCGCGCCUGCAGGCCCGCAUCGGCACCCGGGGCGUCUUCCGGAUCGCGCUGUGCCUGUUCCCGGCCACGUACGCGGCGGCGCCGUACCUCUCGCUGCUGGCGGGGAGCGGAGAGGACGGGGCGCGCUGGGUUUUCCUGGGGUUCGUCGUGUGCGCGCAGAUCAUGGCGCGGACGAUGGCUAUCCCCAGCACGGUUAUUCUCCUGACGGAGUCCGCGCCUUCGAAGACGGUCUUGGGGACUAUUCACGGCGCUGGGAAUAUGUUGGCUAGUUUGGCACGCGCUGUCGGCCCUGCUGUAGGUGGUUAUGUGUUUGCGCUUGGCGUGGGAGAGGGUGUUGUCGGGCUCGUGUGGUGGUUGUACUUGGUGGUUAUAGCGUUAUCUGCUUUGGCAUGGUCUUAUAUUAUGGAAAGGGAUGAAUGAGAGCUGGAUGUCGUAUAGUGAUUAGAUACCUACCUAGGAGGUAGGUAGGCCAAGAAUGAAUUUAUCUCUAACAAACAUGUCAUUAAAUGGACUCGGCUUGUUCACGAAAGAUAUAUAUCCAAGUCAUUAAAUUGAAUUCUGAAUCACUGCGG